CCCCAUUUUAAGUCCUCCCCUUCUCUUUUCCUCUGUUACCCACAUUUUCAUUUUGGUUCUUUGUGUUCUUCAUCCAAUUUCAUUCCUCCCCUGGACUUCAAUUCAAUUUCUGGAUAUUAUACCACAGCUCCGUCCUGAACUGGAUUCUUUGAGUUACUUUCGUGUAAUAUAACAAAAGAUAGAGCGAUUUCCCAAAUGCUCAGUUUGAGUAGGUCGAGAAAUCAAUCGAGGUUCGGUAGAUCGGUGUCAUUUGGAGGUAUGGAUUAUCCGGAUCCCAAAAGGAAGAGCAAUUUUGUAGGAAAGAUCAUUUUGGCUGCUUCACUUACAGCUAUUAGUAUUAUUAUGCUCAAGCAAUCCCCAAAUUUUAGCACCCCGACCCCGUUUGCAAUUCAUCAACCAGGAGUCACUCAUGUCCUAGUAACAGGAGGUGCUGGAUAUAUCGGUUCGCACGCUGCUCUUCGGCUAUUAAAGGACUCUUACCGUGUAACAAUAGUGGACAACUUAUCACGAGGAAAUCUAGGUGCUGUAAAGGUUUUGCAAGAAUUGUUUCCUGAUUAUGGAAGGCUUCAGUUCAUCUAUGCCGACUUAGGAGAUGCAAAAUCUGUCAAUAAAAUAUUUUCAGAGAAUGCUUUUGAUGCUGUCAUGCAUUUUGCAGCAGUUGCAUAUGUUGGGGAAAGCACCCUGGAUCCUCUGAAGUAUUAUCACAAUAUUACUUCAAAUACCUUGACAGUAUUAGAAUCAAUGGCAGCACAUGGUGUGAAGACAUUGAUAUAUUCUAGUACAUGUGCCACAUACGGAGAGCCAGAAAAAAUGCCCAUCACUGAAGAAACUCCACAGGCCCCAAUUAAUCCUUAUGGGAAGGCCAAGAAGAUGGCAGAAGAAAUCAUCCUUGACUUUUCAAAAAAUUCAAAGAUAGCAGUCAUGAUCUUAAGAUACUUCAAUGUCAUUGGUUCCGAUCCAGAGGGAAGACUUGGGGAAGCUCCUACACCUGAGCUUCGGGAGCACGGACGUAUAUCGGGUGCUUGUUUCGAUGCUGCCCGUGGCAUUAUUUCCGGGAUUAAGGUCAAAGGAACCGACUACAAAACACACGAUGGAACAUGCAUACGCGAUUAUAUCGACGUCACUGAUCUCGUGGAUGCUCAUGUAAAAGCUCUAGAGAAAGCAACCCCUGGGAGAGUUGGAAUCUACAACGUUGGGACAGGGAAAGGCCGAUCCGUGAAGGAGUUCGUUGAGGCGUGCAGGAAGGCAACUGGGGUCGACAUCAAAGUCGAGUAUCUCCCUCGUCGACCAGGUGACUAUGCCGAAGUAUUCAGCAACCCGACUAAGAGCAAGAACGAACUGAACUGGACAGCGCAACACACCGAUCUUCAAGAAAGUUUACGGGUAGCGUGGAGAUGGCAAAAGUCGCAUCGCAAUGGCUAUGGGAACGCUUUGGUUAUGUCUUCUUGAAGCACAUUGGUACUGACUUGUGAGGAUUAGUUCAUUUUGGUCACAUAGAAGUAGGAGAAUACCAUUACUACUAAUAUUGUUUGUACCAUUUUUUGUCAUGUAUUGGAUAGAUUGGUUAUUGAUAUGAA
Messenger RNA from Cucurbita maxima (winter squash), 1577 nucleotides. RefSeq names its product UDP-arabinose 4-epimerase 1-like. Bases 196 to 1449 code for a protein of 417 amino acids. Lineage: Eukaryota; Viridiplantae; Streptophyta; Magnoliopsida; Cucurbitales; Cucurbitaceae. Gene Ontology annotation, molecular function: UDP-glucose 4-epimerase activity. Gene Ontology annotation, biological process: beta-D-galactose catabolic process via UDP-galactose, Leloir pathway. The record is from RefSeq and is a predicted model, not a curated record. The transcript is spliced from 11 exons. Gene Ontology annotation, cellular component: cytosol.